AUGGAUCACGAGCCAAUAUGGAUCCCAGUGCUAGCUCGAGUCUCGUCUCACGUUGUGAGACUGGAGCGCGAGUUCCAUAUGCUCAGAUCUAUUGUGCAGACUUCCGAUCCAGACUGCAACCAUACUAUACGUCCCAUAGACCUUAUACGUUUGCCCUCCGACCCGGGUGAUGCAGGCCCUCUCCUCGUGGCUAUCUUUGAAUCUCCCGGCCAGAAUAUGCUGCGAGAAAUGGUCGCCUUUGGCCCUGCCUGGUUCGCGGCCGGUGGUAGGACUGACAGCAAUGAGCCGACCCCGGGAGAACAAGUUUCUCUUGCCACUUUUCUCGAUUUUGCGAUUGGGGCAUGCGAUUGCUUGGAACUUCUACACUACGGCCUCAAAACGGUCCAUGGCGAAAUCCGCGGGGAUGCCUUCCAUUUCAAUCGAGAGGCAGGGUCUGUGAAGCUUACCAACACGGGGAAUGGUGCUAGGUCUUUUGAUAAUAUUCUGAGCGAAGGCUGGUCAUCCCUCUCAAAAGAGCUUGGUGUCAAGAAUAAACUACAAUUCAUCGCUCCGGAACAAACAGGAAGAAUGCCUACGGAGCCGGAUAGUCGAACUGACAUUUAUGCCUUGGGCGUGCUUUUCUGGACGAUGUUGGUUGGUAAACCAGCCUUCACGGGCAGCGACCCUGUUGAAGUCGUGCAGAACGUACUAGGAAAGAAGCUACCACCGCUCUCAGCCAAGAGAAUGGAUAUUCCCGACGCAGUGUCAGCUGUAAUCCAGAAAAUGACACAGAAGGCUGUCAAUGAACGCUACCACACAAUCUCAUCUGUCAAGCGGGAUCUGGCACAGAUCUCCCAGUUGCUCGGGGAUGGCGAUAGUGAAGCAUUGAAAGAUUUCCAGAUCGCCCAGCGUGAUGUGUCGUCCUUUUUCACGCUUCCCUCUCGGAUGUUUGGGCGGCGAGAGGAAUAUGAAAAGAUCACUAACGUCGUCGAGAAGGUCCAUAGGCGCCAACAAGCUGCGUAUGCGAGAGCAGCCGCUCAGACCUCUAGUGGAGUAGGAUCCAACUCCUCGGUCUCGGACGGCCGGGUUGAUAGCUUUGAGAUUGCAUCUGGCUCGAGCGACUCAGGCUCCUUCAAUCUUGCGUCCAGGGCAGCUUCCAACGGUGGCCCUUCCAACUUAGGACGCGUAUCUACUCACGAAUCUCUGCACAGUACGGAUUCUUCUCCCUCAACUCCUAAACCCGGUGACUCAUCAGGUAAACCCAAGAGUCCUGUGGAGUCUCGCGCAUCCUGGGAGAAUGUAGACAGAGAUGGCCAUCCUUCUGCUGGAACAAGCACGCAGAGCCAUGGUGAUUCGAUCGGAUCUGUUGCCAGGCCGAAGGCUGCACACAAGGUUCGUCGCGCAGGAAAAUGCGAAGUAAUUACCAUAAGCGGUGCAGCUGGCAUUGGAAAGACAGACCUUUUGAACCGUGUUCAGCCCGCAAUUCGUAAACUUGGAUAUAUCGGUAUAGCCCGUCUGGAUCGCGCCAGGCGGAUACCGUUUGAACCUUUCGCCAAAAUUCUGGCUAGCCUUCUCCGCCAGAUCUUCUCUGAACGUGAUGUCACAACUGAGUACCACAAUAACAUCCGCACUGCGUUGAGACCAAUGUGGCCGACAUUACACCGUGUGCUGGAACUCCCGGAGCAGCUCAUGUCUUCCGGAGGAAAUGAACGACAAAUUUCCCCCAGACUCUCAGCAGCGCAACAUAUCUUCAAGGAAGUUUCGACCAAGGGCGAACCAUCCAAGCGCGUUGCACUUCCAAGUCUGGAUCAUGGUCAAAGCUCUGUGGACUUCUUUCUAUCCAAUGCUGCACUGAAGAACAUGCGUUUGAUGGAGACAUUUUUGGAGAUCCUGCGGACGCUAUCCCAGUACAGGUUGAUAUGCGCAUGUGUGGACGAUUUGCAUUAUGCCGAUGACGAGACCCUGGAGUUGAUUAUGAACAUCGUGAAAGCUAAAAUUCCAUGUGUGUUGAUACUCACGAGCCGAAAGUCUGAGUUGGAGUCGAAUAUAAUCAGGCCUCUUUUCGAAUCUGAUAAUCCCAGCGUGACGCGCGUGGUACUCAAGCCUCUUGGAGAGGAAGAGAUUAUGCAAAUCGUGGCCGCUACAAUGCAUCAGGAACCCAACCCGAUGUUAACCCCGCUCGCCGCUGUCAUACAAGAGAAGAGUAUGGGCAACCCGUUCUUUGUCCGGAUGAUGCUCGAAACCUGCUAUAGCAAAAACUGUAUUUGGUAUUCGUGGAAAAAUUCUGUGUGGGAAUUCGACCUGGAUCGGAUCUUCACCGAAUUUGUGGCUCCUAGGUAUGGCGAGGGGCUUGGACUAGGGUUCAUCGCAAGGCGUCUCCAGGAGAUCCCGGCAGCUGCCAGGUCCAUAAUGGUCUGGGGCGCAUUGCUAGGAAGCCCGUUUGCGUUCUCUCUGGUACAAAAACUUCUCACAAGCGAGUUCUUGUAUUCCAGCGAGGACGAUGAGGCUGUAGACCUCACCUGUCCUCAGAAUGCAAAUCUAAUCCGACAAUCUGAAGCCGAUAUAGUUGUCGGUCUGCAGUAUCUGGUGCAAGCAAACCUGAUCAUUCCGGGAAAGACGGAUGAUGAAUUCAGAUUUGUCAAUGAUCGAUUCUCGCAAGCGGCCUUGUCGUUGACGGAGGGACGGAACGUGGAAAAAAUGCACUUCAUCAUAUCCCAAGCAAUGAUGAAGUACUACCAUGACGGGCGCAGUCGAUACGCAAUGGCGCGACAUGUGGCUCUGGCGUCCCGGAUAAUCAAGUCUCGUGUCGUGGAAAGACUUGAGUAUAGAAAGAUCUUGUGGGAUGCGGCGCAAACCGCUGCGCAAUCGGGUGCGCGACCAACAGCGCUUUGGUACUUCCGGCACUGCAUCACUUUCCUUCAAGACAAUCCUUGGGAUGACAAUAACGCUGAUGUGUACUACCGGGAGACUCUGCGUCUGCAUAUUGCUACCGCUGAAAUGUCAUGGUCCCAAGGGCAUAACACGGAAGCUCUGGACUUGCUUGAUAAAGUCUUCGAACAUGGAAAGAGUGCCGUGUGCAAAUCACGAGCUUGGAUCGUUAAAGCCAAGAUCUACGCUCAGAUGGGUAACCACCUCCGGUCGAUGGAUUCACUCCUUACGUGCCUGGAAGAGCUUGGUGUACAUCUACGAGAGCCUACGACCUAUGACGAAUGCGACGAUGCCUACCGUAACCUUCGCGCAUACCUCGAGCAAGCGGACUUGGAAGCUAUUGUCCGUAAGCCCGUCAGCAAGGAUGUCGACAUGAUCACUAUUGGAGAGGUCAUGGCUGAGGCGAUGGCUGUCACGUACUGGGACGAUGCACUGACAUUCUACCGGAUGGCCAUUGAAAUGAUGAACCUACAUCUUUUCAAAGGCGGUUUUGUGCAAAUUUCCAUCGGCUGUUCGCACCUGGCGAUGAUAUCGUUCAGCCGAUUCAGGGACUUGGAGCUCGCCGUGAGGCUGAGCGAUUUCGCGCUCACUCUCCUUGAGCGGUGUCCCGAACAGUGGACCCAAAGUCGGGGCUCUAUUGUGCAUAACCUUUAUGUCGGCCACCUGCGUGUUCCAUUGUCCUCGACGCUCCCGAAUCUUGAGGCCUCUGUUGAGACAUCCUUCUCGAUGGGUGAUCCGUACAUCACCUUAAUCAGUCUGUCGUCGAUGGCGAUGACAAGACUGUAUCUGGGCCAUGAUAUGGCUCAAGUGGAGGCAUUCUGCAAUGAAAGCCCGGAAGAUAUUCCCGACUGGGUCAAUGAUACUCGGGGAGGCGCUAGUCUGCUUGCAGUUAGCUUUGCCUAUAGACAAGUUGCACGUGCUCUGCAAGGUAAAACGGCAUGUCGCUCUCCUGAUACUAUCAUGUCCGAUGAGCACCAUCACACGAAUGAGUACAUCGCUUUCCUGGACAACAAUGCCAGUAACGCCGACCGGCCGCGGGACAUUUACUGGGGCCUUGCAAUGAUUCCGCUUUUUGCAUAUGGACAUCAUACCAAGGCUAUACAGCUGGGCAUGCAGAUGAUGGAGACUAUGCCCAGACUGUGGUCUGCUCGUGUUUCAUACGUAGUCUAUUUCUAUCUCGCCCUUUCUCUUCUGACUCUUCACAACGAGUACCCUGCUCGCGGGUAUCUUGACGGAAGCCUGCAUACGGUCUUGAAGUAUAAAGCCGAAGUGGAUUUUGCGCGCAGUGCUUGCGAUGCCAAUUAUGGAAUGUGGUCCUUAAUAUUGGAGGCACUGAUAUGCGAAGUCCGGAAUGACCAUACUUCCGCGAUUCAAUCCUUCGAAGCUGCAAUCGAUCAUUGUCAAAUCCACGGGUGGCCCUUGGAAGAAGCGCUUGCUCUAGAACUGCAUGGUAUGUACACCGACGUCCCAAAUCGCAGUACUUUUUGGGGGAGGGGUUACCCCCACGUCUUGGCCCAAAUUAACUUUCGAGUAGGAGAGUUCUUGAUCCGUCGCGGUGCCAAAAGGGCGGCGCGUUCUGUCAUGCAAGACGCAAUUGCCGCAUGGGCCGCGAUAAGCGCUGUGGGCAAGGCGGCGCAGCUGACCGAGAAGCAUGAAUGGCUAUUGAAAACCGCCACAUCUUCGAGGAAUGUUGACACUGGCUGUCAAACUGUGGACUCGCUGCUUGGAAUCAACCGCAAUACCGGCCAAGAACAUAUGGGAGUAGCACAGAAUAUGGAAGAAGAUGACAGAAAACAACGCUGGAUAGAACAGAAUGGUGUUACUACCGGUGAGCGUUCUUUCGACAUAUCUGGCGUCGGUCUUGAUAUCAUUGAUUUGUCAAGCAUCCUCGAAUCUAGCCAAGUGAUGUCUUCGGAGCUUCAGAUCGACAAACUUCUGACGAAGAUGAUUGAGAUUGUUUUGGAGUCCUGCAAUGGCUCAGACUCUGCGGUCAUUGCGACCAAUUUCGAUAACAACUUCACGGUCGCUGCGGCUGGGGACUUGGAGAAAGGACAGAAGUCUUUCGUAGACGGCCUUCCGUUCUCCGAAAUCGAGGAUAAGAUGGCGCAUCAGAUCUCUCACUAUGUCAUGCGCACUAGGGAGGAAGUUCUUGUUCACAACGUCCUGGAGGAUGAGCGUUUCUCGAACGUCAAUGAGGGAUACCAAGCCAGGUAUCCCCUUGGGCGGUCCGUGAUCGCAUUGCCUAUCAUGCAGGCCGAGCAUCUGCUCGGUGUCAUCCAUAUUGAAGGCAAACCGAAUUCAUUCACCCAGCGCAAUGUUGUGGUCCUCCACUUGCUCUGCAACCAGAUUGGUAUCUCGCUUUCCAAUGCGUUGCUCUUCCGGGAAGUGCGCAAGGUUAGCGCUACCAAUGCUUCCAUGGUGGAGGCUCAGAAGCGCGCACUUGCCCAGGCUCGCGAGGCGGAGCAGAAGGCUAAAGUGGCCGAGGCUGAAGCAAAGCACAACGUGAAGCUGAAAGAAGAUGCAGCGAAGGCCAAGUCCAUAUUCUUGGCUAACAUAUCUCACGAUCUACGCACACCGAUGAACGGCGUUAUCGGUUUGUCGGAACUACUUAAGGGUACCAAGUUGGACAGAGAGCAGGACGAAUACGUGGAAUCAAUCCGUGUCUGCGCUGACACGUUGCUCACACUCAUCAAUGAUAUCCUUGACUUCUCCAAAUUGGAAGCUGGCAAGAUGAAGAUCUCUACUGUACCCCUCAAUAUCCGAGAAACAAUCUCAGAGGUGGUUCGCGCACUUCGCUAUACGCAUCGCGAUCGCGGUUUAGAGACAAUCGAGGACCUGGACAAAGUCCCACCAGAACUUGUGGUCCUCGGUGACCCUGUUCGCUUGCAUCAGAUCUUCAUGAACCUUCUCAGCAACAGUUACAAGUUCACCCCCAAGGGAUCUGUGACUGUGAGAGCCAAAGUUUCCCGGGAAGGCAAGGGGCGUGUCCGUUUAGAGUGCUCCGUAUCCGAUACAGGAAUUGGAAUUUCAGAAGAACAGAAAUCACGGCUGUUCCGGCCAUUUUCGCAGGCUGAUAACUCCACGGCGCGGUCAUAUGGCGGCAGUGGGCUUGGAUUGAGUAUCUGCAAGGCAAUCAUUGAGGACGUCCUAGGCGGCGCUAUCUGGCUCGAUUCGACCUCAGGCGUUGGAACCACCGUGACGUUCCAUCUGGCAUUCAACAAGGUGAAAGACGCUGCCGCCAAAGCUGCUAAAAACAAGGCCGCCAACCAGGUGGAGAACAAGGCUCCGGUUCCUACCGCUCGAGACUUGACCAUGGUGCCUCGGGAUCAAAUCCGGGUCUGUAUCGCUGAAGACAAUCCGAUUAAUCAGAAGAUUGCCGUCAAAUUUGUCAAGGGGCUUAAUCUUCAGUGUGAAGCUUACGGCGAUGGGCGGCAGGCGGUUGAAGCCCUCCGAACCCGGUCCCGCGAGGGUAACCCGUUCCAUGUGGUCCUGAUGGAUGUGCAAAUGCCGACUCUCGACGGUUACAACGCGACUCGCGAAAUCCGGAAAGACCCAGACCCCAAUGUCAACGAAGUGUUGGUCAUAGCCAUGACGGCGAGUGCCAUCGAGGGAGAUCGCGAGAAAUGCCUUGGUGCCGGAAUGAAUAACUACCUGCCCAAGCCGGUCCGAUCUACGAUAUUGAGUGAGAUGCUUGACCAAUAUCUUGCGCCGGUGCCAGCAUAUACAAGGACGCGACUAGUGAACCGGGAACGAGGAAGUGUGAGCACUGAGGCAGGGACACCACGGAGCCACUCCAUAUCGCCUAAUAUUGACGGCCAAGCCACCGCUGUGACGCCGGAGGAAGAGAAGCAAUUGCAAGAGCGGCAGCCCACAGUAAAUUAG
Molecule: messenger RNA, 6789 nt
Organism: Aspergillus niger
Lineage: Eukaryota; Fungi; Ascomycota; Eurotiomycetes; Eurotiales; Aspergillaceae
Exons: 5
Coding region: 1-6789 (2262 amino acids)
Biological process (GO): protein autophosphorylation; phosphorelay signal transduction system
Molecular function (GO): protein binding; ATP binding; histidine phosphotransfer kinase activity
Source: RefSeq, a predicted model, not a curated record